UGUAGUACUGCAGAAAGCUAACCAUCAACUAGCCAACUUGUACUAGUACACAAGACACCGUCGUCCGUAGGCACAAAAGAUCAACAUUCCCUUCGUGCCCAUCCCGCGUGACAUCAAAAGCGGCGUCCUAGGAAGCUAAUCCGUGCUUGAUGCUUCCACAGCCGGACUGCUCGAUUCCACUGGAUCCCUGCUAGCUCCGGCCUUCCAAGAAAUGGCCACCGCGAAACCGAGCACCGCCGUCCCGGCUGCCAACACCGCCGCAGCCGCUGACAAGCCGGCGGCCGAGCAGCUCCUGGAGGUGGCGGAGGACGAGGUGGUCAUCGACUUCCAGCCCAACGCCAAGUGCCGCGCGGACCUCCGCCUCCGCUCGCUACACCCCUCCCUCCCCGUCGCCUUCAAGGUCCAGACCUCCUCCCCUCUCAAGUUCCUCGUCAGCCCCCCGCGCGGCGCCGUGCAGCCGCUCUCCUCCGCCUCCCUCCGCGUCGUGCUCCGCCCGCAGCAGCACGCUCCCCCGUCCUUCCCACGCUCCCGCGGCGACCGCUUCCUCGUGCUCUCCUCCCUCUCCGCCGCGCACCUCGACUCCGCCUCCAGCGCCACCAGCGGCGGCGGCGCCAACGCCAUCCGCCUCCGCGUGUUCUUCGGCGGGGCGUACCUGCUCCGCCUCGCGGCUGACGCCGGGGACGCCGCUGCCGUGCGCCUCCUCCUGCGCCGGCAGCCGCACCUCCUGCCGCUCCUGGAGCCCGAGGCGGCCCUGCCCGACGGCGCCGAGCCGUGGGCGCCGCUGCACGCGGCGGCCGCGAGGGGGGACACGGCAGAGGUGCGGCGCCUGGGACCGGACGCGCUGGGAGCGCGUGACCGUGAGGGGAGGACCGCUCUGCACGUCGCAGCCGCGGCGGGGGAGGCCGAGGCGGCAGCGGCGCUGGUGGACAUGGGCGCCGACGCCGCGGCGACCGACGCACGCGGGAGGACGCCGCUGGAUGUGGCGCGAGAGAAGAGCUAUCAAGAAGUGGUGGACAUCUUGGAACGGUGGGAGCUGGUAAUGACGGCGGCGAGGCGAGGCGACCUGCAGAGCCUCGAGUCCCUACUAAACAAGCGCACCGGCGUUCAUGGCCGCGAUCAGUACGGCCUGACGGCGCUCCACCUUGCCGCCAUCAAAGGGCACUGCGACGUGAUCGCGCUGCUCGCCGGGUCAGGCUGCAUGGAUAUCGAGUGCGAGGACGUGGAGGGGCACCGGCCGCUGCACCUCGCCGUCGAAGGCGGCAGCGCCGACGCCGUGGAGCUGCUGCUCGACAUGGGCGCCGACGUGCACGCUGCCACCAGGCGGGGCGCGACGCCGCUGCAGAUGGCCGUGACGAUGGGGUACGAGGCCAUCGCGCAGCUGCUGCGCGGCCGGGGCGCCGACGAGGCAGCCGCGCCGGCGUUGUGCAUCGCGUCCUCGUCUUCCUCCUCGAUAUCGUGUGCCUAGAUUCGCUGUGUCGACUGCACGGUCCAGAGUUGUUUAUACUUUUGUACCACGAGUCAGGGACACAGUAUUGUCCUGUAUAGGUUUAUAGUUUACAGAGGUGAUUGUUCUGUUUUUGUCAGUAACUCUUGUUAGCGGAUGUUUGCAUUGGUUUCCUUCUUUAUAGGUUCGGUAGAACAAU
Oryza brachyantha (malo sina) is the source of this 1643-nucleotide messenger RNA. Its product is annotated as protein VAPYRIN-like. Gene Ontology annotation, cellular component: cytoplasm; nucleus. Gene Ontology annotation, molecular function: protein binding. The transcript is spliced from 2 exons. NCBI's taxonomy places the organism in Eukaryota, Viridiplantae, Streptophyta, Magnoliopsida, Poales, Poaceae. Bases 212 to 1465 code for a protein of 417 amino acids. The record is from RefSeq and is a predicted model, not a curated record.